CGCCGCCGCCGCCGCCGCGGCGCCUACGGCCGGAGGACGGCGGCUCCAGCGCCGCCUCCACCUCGGCCGCCGCAAUGGCGACGGUCGGGGAGCGCAGGCCCCUGCCCAGUCCCGAAGCGAUGCUGGGACAGUCGUGGAAUCUGUGGGUCGAGGCUUCCAAACUUCCUGGGAAGGACGGGACGGAAUUGGACGAAAGUUUCAAGGAGUUUGGGAAAAACCGCGAAGUCACGGGGCUCUGUCGGGAAGACAUGCCAAUAUUUGGUUUCUGUCCAGCCCAUGAUGAUUUCUACUUGGUGGUGUGUAACAACUGUAAUCAGGUUGUCAAACCGCAGGCAUUUCAAUCACAUUAUGAAAGAAGACACAGUUCAUCCAGCAAGCCUUCUCUGACCGUUCCUCCCACUUCAGUAUUUUCCUUCUUCCCUUCUCUGUCCAAAAGCAAAGGAGGCAGUGCAAGUGGAAACAACCGUUCUUCCAGUGGAGGUGUUCUUAGUGCAUCCUCAUCAAGUUCCAAGUUGUUGAAAUCACCCAAAGAGAAACUCAGGGGGAACACCAGGCCAAUGCAUCCCGUUCAGCAAAGUAGAGUUCCCCAUGGUAGAAUCAUGACACCCUCUGUGAAAGUGGAAAAGAUUCAUCCAAAAAUCGAUGGCACACUACUGAAACCUACAGUGGGGCCAACCUGUCCUGCUACUGUGAGUUCCUCAGUCAAGCCUGGCCUUAACUGCCCCUCAAUACCAAAGCCAACCUUGCCUUCACCUGGACAGAUUCUGAAUGGCAAAGGGCUUCCUGUACCGCCCACUCUGGAAAAGAAAUCUGAAGAUAAUUCCAAUAACAGAAAAUAUUUAAAUAAGAGAUUAUCAGAAAGAGAGUUUGAUCCUGACAUCCACUGUGGGGUCAUUGAUCUUGACACCAAGAAGCCCUGUACCCGCUCUUUGACAUGCAAGACACAUUCCUUAACCCAGCGGAGGGCUGUCCAGGGUAGAAGAAAACGAUUUGAUGUGUUAUUAGCCGAGCACAAAAACAAAACCAGGGAAAAGGAAUCGAUUCGCCAUCCAGACUCUCAGCAACCACCACAGCCUCUCAGGGACCCACAUCCCACCCCUCCUAGAACGUCACAGGAGCUGCACCAAAACCCUCAUGGAGUGAUUCCUUCUGAAUCAAAGCCUUUUGUAGCUAGUAAACCUAAACCUCACACCCCUAGUCUUCCAAGGCCUCCAGGCUGCCCUGCUCAGCAAGGUGGGAGUGCCCCCAUUGACCCUCCUCCAGUCCAUGAAUCUCCACACCCUCCCCUGCCUGCCACUGAGCCAGCUUCUCGGUUAUCCAGUGAGGAAGGCGAAGGCGAUGACAAAGAAGAGUCUGUUGAAAAACUGGACUGUCAUUAUUCAGGUCAUCAUCCUCAGCCAGCAUCUUUUUGCACAUUUGGGAGCCGGCAGAUUGGAAGAGGCUAUUACGUGUUUGACUCCAGGUGGAACCGGCUUCGCUGCGCCCUCAACCUCAUGGUGGAGAAGCAUCUGAAUGCGCAGCUGUGGAAGAAAAUCCCACCAGUGCCCAGUACCACAUCACCUGUUUCCACACGUAUUCCUCACCGGACAAACUCUGUGCCGACAUCACAAUGUGGGGUCAGCUAUCUAGCAGCAGCCACUGUUUCUACAUCCCCAGUUCUGCUCUCGUCCACCUGCAUCUCCCCAAACAGCAAAUCGGUACCAGCGCAUGGAACCACACUAAAUGCUCAGCCUGCCACUUCAGGGGCAAUGGAUCCUGUGUGCAGUAUGCAAUCCAGACAAGUGUCCUCUUCAUCCUCUUCCCCUUCCAUGCCCUCUGGCCCCUCCUCAGUUCCCUCCUCCCCUAUGUCCAGGAAACCUCAGAAGUUGAAAUCCAACAAGUCUUUAAGGCCCAAGGAGUCUUCUGGUAACAGCACUAACUGUCACAAUGCCGGUAGCAGUACCAGUGGCGGCUCAGGAAAGAAACGCAAAAACAGUUCCCCACUAUUAGUUCACUCUUCCUCGUCUUCCUCUUCUUCUUCUUCUCAUUCCAUGGAGUCUUUUAAGAAAAACUGUGUGGCUCAUUCUGGGCCAUCCUACCCCUCAACAGUAACAUCUUCCCAUAGCAUUGGCCUCAACUGUGUGACGAAUAAAGCAAACUCGGUGAGCGUCCGGCACGACCAGUCAGGGAGGGGCCCCCACAGUGGGAGCCCUGCUGAAUCCAUCAAGAGGAUGAGUGUGAUGGUGAACAGCAGUGAUUCCACUCUUUCUCUUGGUCCUUUCAUUCACCAGUCCAAUGAACUGCCUGUCAACUCCCACGGCAGUUUUUCACACUCACACACUCCCUUAGACAAACUCAUAGGAAAGAAAAGAAAGUGCUCACCCAGCUCGAGCAAUAUCAACAACAGCAGCAGCAAACCCACAAAGGUUGCCAAAGUGCCUGCCAUGAACAACGUCCACAUGAAACACACAGGCACCAUCCCAGGGGCACAAGGACUGACGAACAAUUCCCUUCUUCAUCAGCCAAAGGCACGUCCUUGACAGCUGAAAAUAGCACGGGGAGGAAUAAUCCGGACACUUUUGAGGACAAGUUACACCUCCACUCAGCACUCCGGACUCCACGAUGCCUUUGAGUCUGUUUUCCCAACCUCCUGUGGGCCUCAAGGGUAGACACCUGCUGGGCUGUUAUUUUAACGAGGAUUUCCCUGAAGCUAUGUCUGUAGCAGUGAGUACUCAUAAAGGACACUGGAUCAUGUUCAGCCACCGAAUUGCUUUUAUCAGUGUUAAAGUGGUCUGGACUGCUUGCUACCAAUCUGUGAGAAGUUUUUGUUUUUGUUUUGUUUUUUAACUUGCAGUAUAUCUUGGAGCCACUGUUCGAGUAGAUUGGCUGGGAAAAAGAAUGUUUUGGCAAGAGUGUUACUGUAGACCUUUCUCUUUCUUUCCUCUCUCCACCAUUUUUUUACACUAGUCUUCUGUAGGUCAUUCUCCAGCAGUUAGAACCUUAGCUGAAGACUGGAAACCUUCCAGAGGGGAGAGAGCUGUACCCUGAGUAACCCUCUGGAGAAGGG
Carlito syrichta (Philippine tarsier) is the source of this 3046-nucleotide messenger RNA. RefSeq names its product ataxin 7 (gene ATXN7). NCBI's taxonomy places the organism in Eukaryota, Metazoa, Chordata, Mammalia, Primates, Tarsiidae. The record is from RefSeq and is a predicted model, not a curated record. The transcript has 11 exons. Bases 75 to 2519 code for a protein of 814 amino acids.